UAUUUAAGAAAGUCGAUGCCUUUUUAGAUGAUGUUCACGGAAGUUUACGAUUAAAGAAUACGUUACCACCGAAUAAACAACAUGCUGGAGAUGUUUGCAGCAAAUCCUUAAAUAUCAAAUGCGAUAGAUUUUACAAGUACAGAACGUUGAACGGUGUGUGUGAGAACGUGCACCAUCCAUCGUGGGGAAUGACACAUACACCGUACACUCGUUUGCUAUCUGCUCUCUACAAAGACGGUAUAUCUGAAAUAAGAACACAAAAAAGUGGAAACUCUUUACCUAGCUUGAGAGUUUUGACUACAGAGUUUUUUUCAAAUGAAAAUAUCGUGGACUCAGAGCACAGCGUGGCCCUAUCGGCGUGGGGUCAACUCUCAGCUCACGACCUACAUCUAUCUAUGUUCCAGAAUGGGCCCAGUUGCUGUACUGAUGACAGUAAGCCGUUAAAUAAGGAAUUCAAUAACUGUCUGGCGAUUGUGAUACCUGCCAAUGAUUUGUUCUACUCGGCUUCUCAUACAGAAUGUUUAAAUAUAAAACGAUUGGUAAACACUGAGAACAUCAAUUGUUCUAUCAAGCCUGCAAUUCCAAUAAACAACAACACUGCUGCGUUAGAUGCAUCUUUUGUCUAUGGAUCGACAGCGGAGACCAACAAGCUAAUUCGAGAGUUUAAAGAUGGGCGAUUAAGAGUAGAAAAUAUAAAUGGCCGCGAUUUCCCCCCCAACAUGAAAAAUUCUGGGAACCGUUGCGCUAAAAAUUCAAAAAUCUGUAUGCUAACCGGCGAUGUCAGAGGAAAUCAACAGCCUCUUAUUCAAUCAUUGCAGGUGCUAUUUCUUAGGUUACACAACUGGAUGGUUGGCAAUUUAAAAAAAAUUAACACCCAUUGGGACGAUGAGAAGCUGUAUCAAAAGGGCCGUCUUAUUAUUAGCGCGAUUGUACAACAUAUUACAUACAGACAUUAUUUGCCCAUUAUAUUAGGUAAACAAUACAUGGAUUCAUUUGGACUAGCUACCGUAUCCGAGGGUUACAACAAUGUAUACGACUCAUCGUUAGACAUCCAAAUUUCAACUGAAUUCGUCGCAUGUGCGUAUAGAAGUCUACAUAGUAUGAUACUGGAUGAAUAUGAAUUGCUCGAUUACACCCAUAGUGUUGUUGGUACAUGGACACUUAGUGAUACUUAUGACGAUACAUCCAUAAUCUUACAAGGAGACCACUUCGACCAAGUAAUAAUGGGAAUGACACAUCAACCAAUGGGUAAAAUGGAUCUCAAUUUCCCAAUGUCUACUUCAAAUCUACUGUUACAAAAAAACGGCGUGGGUUCGGACUUGGCAGCGACCGAUAUUGGAAGAGGCAGAGAUACCGGCUUGAAGUCGUAUCCUCAUUUCAUUAAUAUGGUCGGAUUGGGUUACCCAGAGAGUUGGGAAGAUUUGGAAGAAACAAUGGAUAGAGAUAUAGUAAAACGUUUGAGAUUGUUUUACGACACCGUCGACGACGUGGAUCCAUUCUUAGGCGGAAUGCUUGAAAAUCAAGUCGAAGGAACGAUGUUUGGCCCUACAUUUCUAGCAAUUAUUUCUGAACAGUAUUAUCUUUUGCAACGUGGAGACCGACAUUACUAUGAGCUCGGAGAUCAACCCCAUUCUUUUACAUUAGAACAACUGAGAGAAAUUAGAAAAGUGACGUUAGCCACGGUGUUUUGUUUGUGCGGUGAUAACAUACAACUAAUGCAGCAGGAUGUCUUCAGAACCAUUUCAGAAGAUAACCCAUUGACACGUUGUACAGAAAUAAUUGGCGAUUUCUCGUUGAAACCCUGGGCUAGAAAAUAAUGUACGAUUUACGAAGCCUUGAAAAACUACUAAUUUUACUAAUGUAAUCUACAAAUUUUGCUUCAAUUUAUAAAAAAUAUACGUUAAAUAUAAACAUGUAUGUAUAGGAAAAAAUAUAUUAAGGAAAUACUAAAAAUAUGCAG
Adelges cooleyi (spruce gall adelgid) is the source of this 1960-nucleotide messenger RNA. RefSeq names its product peroxidase-like. Gene Ontology annotation, biological process: response to oxidative stress. Lineage: Eukaryota; Metazoa; Arthropoda; Insecta; Hemiptera; Adelgidae. Gene Ontology annotation, molecular function: peroxidase activity; heme binding. The record is from RefSeq and is a predicted model, not a curated record. The transcript has 13 exons. The coding region runs from base 189 to 1817 and encodes 542 amino acids.